GACUUCAUCCACCAUCCCGGAAGAAACGCUGUCUGAACGUUUGUGCAAGAAGUCCAACGUCAGUUCUCAACUCGUGUGUGCAAGACAACUCUUGACAUUUUCAAACAUUUGGAAUAUAUUCCGAGCGAAUAUUUCAGUGAAGUGAGAAUGUCACUGAACAAAUCAAUGCACCCGCGGAACCGCUACAAAGACAAGCCUCCGGAUUUUGCCUACUUGGCCUCCAAGUAUCCUGACUUCAAGCAGCAUGUCCACACCAACCUGGCUGGCAGAGCUAUGCUGAACUUCAAGGAGCCAGAGGCGGUGCGAGCCCUGACCUGUACCCUGCUGAAGGAGGACUUUGGGCUGACCAUAGACAUCCCUCUGGAGCGUCUCAUCCCCACCGUGCCUCUCCGACUCAACUACAUCCACUGGGUGGAAGACCUGAUCGGAGGCCAGGGGGAACCACGCAGAGGCAUCGACAUCGGUACUGGAGCGUCCUGUAUCUACCCCCUGCUGGGAGCCUCUAUGAACGGCUGGCAUUACCUGGCUACUGAGGUAGAUGACAUCUGCUUUGACUACGCCACCAGGAACGUAGAGCAGAACAACCUCUCGGACCUCAUCAAAGUGGUGAAAGUUCCCCAGAAGACCCUGUUAAUGGAUGCUUUGAAGGAGGAGUCAGCCAUCGUCUAUGACUUCUGCAUGUGUAACCCUCCCUUCUUCGCCAACCAACUAGAGGCUAAGGGGGUAAAUUCCAGGAACUCUCGUCGUCCUCCCCCCAGCUCAGUGAACACAGGUGGGGUGACAGAGAUCAUGGCUGAGGGAGGAGAGCUGGAGUUCGUCAAGAGGAUCAUCCACGACAGCCUGCAGCUCAAGACACGCCUGAGGUGGUACAGUUGCAUGCUGGGAAAGAAGUGCAGCCUGGCACCUUUGAAGGAGGAGCUGAGAAAACAAGGGGUCCCUAAAGUGACCCACACAGAGUUUUGCCAGGGACGGACCAUGCGCUGGGCACUGGCCUGGAGUUUCUAUGAUGACGUUACUGUUCCGUCUCCCCCCAGUAAGAAGAGGAAGCUGGAGAAGUCUCGUAAGCCACUGUCCUUCAUGCUGCUGCAGCCCACAGUGAAGGAGCUGCAGUCCCAGGCCUCCUCUAUAGGCUGUCCCUCCAACCCCAGGCCUGUAGAGACCAUCACUGCCUGGCUGGAGAAGACACUUGGUGACCUAAAGGUGCUGCACAAGCGUGUCCCAUGUGGGAGGAAGGAGCAGAGUCUGUUCCUGACUGCUGUGGAGAACACCUGGAUCCACGGGAGACAGAGACGCAGAGACCAGGGACGACACCUCAGAGAGCUGCCCAGAGCGCCCCCCAGUGGUACUUCCCCCACCCCUUCCUCAGUCACAGCCCAUCACCACUCCUCUACACACAUUCCGUAUAGCUCACACUCAGAUUCACACACUCCCACGGCAGCACAAGGGCCAGGCUGUGUUCCACAGUCAGGGACCAACCGAGCCGAUGGAGCCGACUCUCAGUGGGCCAGCGGACAGGAAGUCCAAAGCCAGGAGGAGGAAACCAGCUGUGUCCCAGUAAAGAACAGUGGGACAGAGGAGGAUGUCGUCAUGGAGUCUUCUCCUACCUCUAUAACACCCAAUACCACACUGGUUCAGACGGCACCAUCCACCACAACUCAGAAACAGCAAGGCAUAACCACCCCACAGGAAGUACCUCCCGAAACACAGGAAGAGGAAGUCAAUGCCACUGGACAGGAAGGGAUGCAGCCACAGAGCCCCGGCACUGUGCAACACUUCCUGUUUAAGUGCUUGGUGAACGUGAAGGCUGAGGAGCAGGAUGUUGCUGUGGAGAUCCACUGGGUGGAAGGCCAAAACAAGGACCUGAUGAACCAACUGUGUACCUACCUGAAGAACAUUCUGUUUAGAUUGGUGGCCAAGCCACUGGGGACAUAAUGGAACAUAGUUAACCUGUAGUACUGGGUCAUGUUCAUUAAGCAGAAAAUUGUAGAAAUACAGGCAGGGACUUUGGGAACAUAACUUACCAGUUGUCCUGUAUUGUUCUAUUUGUGACCAGUUUGUAGGAGGUAAAGUAUAAAAUGUACUUAUUUGCUGGUCCUUUAGUUUCACCAAGUCUCCUUGUCAAGGUUAUAAUGAGUAGUGAAUAUUUUAGUUAUUUCAAGUUUGAUAAAUUAAAAUGUAUAAAUGUAUGUUUUAGUAACAUGUUAUUUGUGUAUUUCCAUGUUCAGUUAGUGUUAUACACACAGGGGGUCUAUCCCAGAGACAAUUAAUUUGUCUAGGAUGCCGUUUCCAUAAGCAGCCACAAGAGGGCAGUCUAUAGCUGCAGCUAAUCCACUUGUUUCCUCCUGUUGAUGAAAUACAGCUUAUCAACACAUUCUGGGGAGACACUCGCUUCACCUUUAUAAGUGGCCUGUCGUAGUAUCACAUUUAGAAAGUGAUGCCAGCCAAAUUAGACGGCCGUAUCGACGACUUCAGCCGGUAAUGAAUGAUCUUUGUACACACACACUUUGGCUGAAGCAAUACCUCCUAGUAAUGCAGGAUUUCCAAUCUUUCCUCAGUCUUUCCUGUGCCUAGAGUGCCUGUACAUGCAAUUGUCACAAACAGACACACUUCCUGAGCAGAGAUUUAGUGGUGAAUACCAGGAAAAGCGCCCCAGCAGUGGACCCAACGUGUAUUUGCCACGUGCACAGGAUACAACUGGUGUAAAACAGUACUGUGAAAUUCUUAUUUUGAGAGCUCUUUCCCAACAAUGCAGUGCUGGUAAUAAUAUAUAAUCAAUGAACAGCAGCGUUAUGGUAGUAAUACGUCUAAUCAUUAUAGAAGCUGAGUGCAUGUGGCUGUAAGUGUAUGGCGUCAGUAAUGAGUGUGUCAGUGGGUAGAGACCUGCGGAUGGGCAUAGUCAGUGUGAAUAGCCUGAAUGAGAACAGUAGUUGUUAGCCAUUUAACAGUCUUAUGGCCAGGGGAUAGAAGCUGUUUAGGAGUCUGUUGGUCUGAGCCUUGAUGCACCGGUACCGCUUGUCGGACUUGAGCAUGGAGAACUCUCCAUGUCUCGGGUGGCUGGAGUCUUGGGCAAUUUUUCUGGCCUUUCUCAGACACCGUCUGGUAUGUACGUCCUGGAUGGCUGGGGGCUCGCCCCCAGUGAUGCGCUGGGGGCCGUCCGCACCACCCUCUGUAGGGCCUUCCGUGCAGUUGCCAUACCAGACGGAUACAACCAGUCAGGAUGCGCUCAAUGGUGCAGCUGUAGACAGUGUGUGCGUAUAUGUAUAUAGAGUAUGUGUCUGAGUUCACAGCUCUGUGUGAGUGCAACUGUGUCACUAUCACAUAGUGGCCUUUUUUUAAAGCCACAAUAUUGACUUCCUGUCUUUUUUUGUUGUGUGUUCUGAGGUCACACACAGCAGGCCUUUGAUUUGAUCAUCAGUUCCUGUGUGUGAGAAUCAUGUAAAGGUCAGUGUGAAAAACAGAACAGCAAUGUGCUGAUUACAACAUUGGCUUUUGUCUCUAGAUUUGACACAUCAUCCACAAAGAGGUGCCACCUAAAUUCAACAACAAAACAUUAUGGUACCUUUGGUCUUGAAAAACAGUUAAAUAGCUAUCAAUCCAGUAAAAAAACAAGCAUAAUGAUUGUUAAUUAUCUAAGUUCAAGGGGUAUGCAGCCAACAAAGCAAAACAGCAGUUACUGCUCAUAUAGUUAAACUGAGAAAAUGGACUACUCACCGAACAGCCAGACAGUUGGCGCAAGGUUGUCGACGCUCCGCCAUGUGGCGGGAAAGGCGUACUGUCUCUUGAAAUAACAAACGUUCGAAUUGCUCUCGUUUAAAGCCGCCCCGCACCACGUUGUUUGGGAAUUGACUAUUCCACCACGCCCUUUGCAUGACUAAUGGUACAUUUAUGACGGUAGAUACUGCAAAUGGUUGCAAUCAAUAAAUUACAUGUUUACCUUGACAUUACUUUAAACAGACACAACUGUGAUGACUAAUACAUGUAUGUCUGUAAAUGAUCGCUGGUUGUAGCUCAGUUAGUAGAGCAUGGCGCUUGCAACGCCAGGGUUGUGGGUUCGUUUCCCACGGGGGUUCAGUAUGA
Coregonus clupeaformis (lake whitefish) is the source of this 4077-nucleotide messenger RNA. Its product is annotated as RNA N6-adenosine-methyltransferase mettl16. Gene Ontology annotation, molecular function: 23S rRNA (adenine(1618)-N(6))-methyltransferase activity. NCBI's taxonomy places the organism in Eukaryota, Metazoa, Chordata, Actinopteri, Salmoniformes, Salmonidae. Gene Ontology annotation, cellular component: nucleus. The transcript has 10 exons. Gene Ontology annotation, biological process: rRNA base methylation. The coding region runs from base 148 to 1932 and encodes 594 amino acids. The record is from RefSeq and is a predicted model, not a curated record.